ACCGAAGAAACACCAAAUAAAAUGAUACCAAUUUGAUUCUCUCUCUACUCUUCUCUCUCUCUCUCUCUCUCUCUCUCUCACACACACACACACACACAGAGAUUCAAUCAAUGAAAAUGGCCCUCUCAUUGAUUUCACAAUCCCCAUCUUAAAGCCCACACACUUCAGUUUCCAGUCCCCACAGUCUUCUCAGUUUUAAUCCGUCAAACCAAAUUGAUAUAUAUAUAUAUAUAUAUAUACUUAUACAGAGAUUUAUACACAUUGGAAUGGUAUAGAUACACAUUAUUAUACAUAUAUUCAUACUAACAUUCUGUUGAGGAGAGGUUUGUGGGGGGAACAGGGGAUUGGGAUGGCGGCGACAUCGGUGGUGUGCUCAUGGCUGAUGGCCGCAUGCAUGUCAGUGGCUUAUGAGAAGGAAUCUUCUGUUUCCAUGUUGUCGUCGACUAGUUUGUGUCGCCUCAGCAAAUGGGCUGCCCGCCGCAGGAAGCGGGUUCUCGCCAAAUGUGCUCCGGACUUCUCCAGUUUUAGCAGUCUCGCCAGUUCUUGCUUCGCAUUUGAGCCCUGCGAUGACUUCUAUAAAUCUUCGCAUGCCUCAUCCGGAUGUUUGUUCGGCUUCGCAUCGAGGAAUUUGCCGCUGCUUCGCAGGCGCAGGAAACUCCUUCGUUCCUCUCCACAUUGUGGAGAAAUAAUGGCUACAGCUGUAAGCCCUGCCAUGGAGGUUACACCCAAGCAGAAACCUCCAACUCCACAAAGGCGAGUUGUUGUCACGGGUAUGGGUGUGGAGACACCGCUUGGUCAUGAUCCAGAUGUCUUCUAUAACAACCUGCUUCAAGGAGUCAGUGGAAUUAGUGAGAUAGAAGCUUUUGAUUGUUCGCAGUAUCCAACUAGGAUUGCUGGAGAGAUCAAGUCAUUUUCAGCAGAUGGCUGGGUUGCACCCAAAUUUUCCAAGAGAAUGGACAGGUUCAUGCUUUACAUGCUGACAGCAGGCAAGAAGGCUCUAGCUGAUGGAGGAAUUACAGAAGAUGUCAUGGAAGAAUUGAAUAAAGCAAGAUGUGGCGUCCUAAUUGGCUCCGCUAUGGGUGGGAUGCAAGUCUUUAAUGAUGCAAUUGAAGCUUUGCGGAUCUCAUAUAGGAAGAUGAAUCCAUUUUGUGUUCCUUUUGCAGUUACAAACAUGGGUUCCGCCAUGCUCGCAAUGGAUCUGGGAUGGAUGGGCCCAAACUACUCAAUAUCUACUGCUUGUGCAACAAGCAAUUUCUGUAUACUGAAUGCUGCUAACCAUAUCAUCAGAGGUGAAGCUGAUAUGAUGCUUUGUGGUGGCUCAGAUGCAGCAAUCAUACCAAUUGGUUUGGGAGGUUUUAUUGCAUGCGGGGCACUGUCCCAGAGAAAUGCUGAUCCUACUAAAGCCUCACGUCCCUGGGAUACUAAUCGUGAUGGAUUUGUUAUGGGAGAAGGAGCAGGAGUAUUGCUUUUGGAGGAACUUGAACAUGCUAAGAAGAGAGGAGCAACUAUCUAUGCUGAGUUUCUUGGUGGAAGCUUCACAUGUGAUGCUUAUCACAUGACAGAGCCUCAUCCAGAAGGGACUGGUGUCAUUUUGUGCAUCGAGAAGGCUCUGUCUCAGUCAGGAGUAUCUAAGGAAGAUGUGAAUUAUAUAAAUGCACAUGCAACGUCUACUCUAUCUGGUGAUCUUAAGGAGUAUCAAGCGCUUAUUCAUUGUUUUGGGCAGAAUCCAGAGUUAAGGGUGAACUCCACAAAAUCUAUGACUGGACACCUACUUGGAGCAGCUGGUGCUGUGGAGGCUGUUGCAACUGUGCAGGUGGGUGAUUCGGGUGUUGUGUUCUCAUCCUCUUAAAGUACCCCAAUCAGAAAUCAGAAAGGCAUCAGGAUUCAAGGAAAAGGAAUUAACCAAAAUAUUACUUUUUUGGGUUAAAUACAAAAAACCACACAAUAGGUUUGACCUAUUUAUGAAAACUAUUCCUCCAAGUACUGAAAUUAUGAGUACCCCCUAAAACCAAUGGAGUCAGUAAAACCUCCCUGAAAAUUUCAAAUGUCUGUUUUAGCUUGACAUAUAUAUACGUAUAUGCUUGUUUAAGAGAAGUUGGAAACUCGAAACAUUGUAAUGACAAUUUGCCCAUCUUGAACAGUAACCCCAUCUCCAACCCCUACAUGUGCUCGGGCACGCUUGCCGACAUGUGGGUGUAGGUGUGCAUGUUCACGCGCACAUUUUUACUUUGAUAUUAAUGUGAGCUCUGUGUAGGUGGGAUUGAGCAGGGGGUGCCACUUGACGCUUGGGCACUAUCCAUAGGGGA
Messenger RNA from Sesamum indicum (sesame), 2306 nucleotides. RefSeq names its product 3-oxoacyl-[acyl-carrier-protein] synthase II, chloroplastic. Gene Ontology annotation, cellular component: mitochondrion; chloroplast stroma. Gene Ontology annotation, molecular function: 3-oxoacyl-[acyl-carrier-protein] synthase activity. The record is from RefSeq and is a predicted model, not a curated record. Lineage: Eukaryota; Viridiplantae; Streptophyta; Magnoliopsida; Lamiales; Pedaliaceae. Gene Ontology annotation, biological process: fatty acid biosynthetic process.